Molecule: messenger RNA, 1369 nt
Organism: Chaetomium fimeti
Lineage: Eukaryota; Fungi; Ascomycota; Sordariomycetes; Sordariales; Chaetomiaceae
Exons: 2
Coding region: 117-992 (291 amino acids)
Source: RefSeq, a predicted model, not a curated record
UCCGUGCCAGUGUCGCCGCACUAUCCGCUUCUUGGUCCCAAACGCUACCGUCCUCUGGAACGAAACCGCCCAGGCCUCCCCGCGGAAGCAACGCGGGGUGGUAUUUCCUUUACCAAAUGCAACCUCGGGAACUACCAGGUCGGCGACCUCGCAACACACGGAUUCGAAUACUUUAUACCGUCUGUGCGACCCAAGUUGCAGAUCCCGCGAUUGCGACAGAGCACACGCGCACGCACACACUCUGUUGUCACACGCCGGCAGAGGAGAAGCUGCGAGAGUUGAUGUUUGCGGGGAACCGUCGCCAACUUGGCGGAGAUAUCGUGACCGACUUGGAUGGAGGCUGCGCCGGGGUGAUGCCCGAGCGCACAAGGUCGUCCGGUUUUUUACAGGGCGAAACCCGGCAGUUUCACCGUUCUCAUGUCGUGCACCUCGAAGAGAACACUUGGAGGGGGACCGACCCAUGGAACAUUGUUUUGACUUUCCCGACUCUUUUCAAACAGCCGAAGCGCCGGGGCGAAGAAGCCACCGCAGCGCCCCCAGAUCCAUUUCGAUUUCUCUGCAGGCCCGACGCCGUUUGCAUGUCAGAAAGCAAAGCUUGCAUCCUCCAGAUCACGGAGACCGAUUCCCGGGGUGAAACAAACCCAUCCGCAGAAGAGCGGAGAAGCAUGACGGAAUGGGACCGCCGUCACGGAACCAGAAGUCGGCGCCAAUCUGUUCUUGAAGAAGGAUCUGCGCGAGGAUUCCACAAUCGUGGGCCCCUGUUGACAGAGAUCGAUCCGGAUACGUCCACGGCUCGCCGGAUACUCACACGGCGUCUAGCCGACUCGAGAAAGUGGAGCUGGGCCGCAGCCGUGUCAAAAUUGCAGUGGGAAGAUCAUCUGCGAUGGGACUGUGUGGAUGGCAUUUCAACUUCCCAGGAUUUUGCCCAGCUCGCGGCAACUUCCGGCCGACUCGCAGACACUUGCGACCCCCGGAUCGAGCGAAUGGCAUAACUGGGACCUGAAUCCAUUGUGGGUUUGGUCGGGUCCACGGGUCUCGACUUGGUCCCGAGUUCCCUGAGUUCCCUGGCACACAGGCGUUGAGAUCCCUGUGUGCUUACCCAAAGUUAUCCCGACCACAGUUGUCGUUACACCAGAAGGAUCAUGAAUCCAGCUGCGCUCGCUCAAUGAACAAAAUUGGUGACACGGCCGCUGGACUCCGCCGAUCGGCUUUGCGACUGUCGCAAGAAAUCCCCCGAGGUGUUUUGUUCCUUGCAAGAUGAAACAAAACAUCGACCCAGCGCCUCAUGGUAUAUCUCCACAACGAAGAUCAUUGACACAGGCAGCUGAUUGGUCAAAAUACGAAGAAGACCGAGUCGUGACGCUGGGCA